This is a messenger RNA of Oncorhynchus keta (chum salmon), 1356 nucleotides long. It is a transcript of the gene dleu7, whose product is annotated as deleted in lymphocytic leukemia 7. The transcript has 2 exons. Bases 151 to 705 code for a protein of 184 amino acids. The record is from RefSeq and is a predicted model, not a curated record. NCBI's taxonomy places the organism in Eukaryota, Metazoa, Chordata, Actinopteri, Salmoniformes, Salmonidae.
GAAAGUGGCUGUCAUUAAUAUUUUAAUUACCACAAAUACCAGCGAUAGCACAACAAUUGACGCGUGAGUGGGAGAGGUGGAGACUCUUGUGACAUUUAAGCGCACUUAGGUGCAAUCGCGCUACAGGCAGCGACACGGAGAGGGGCCCUAAUGGAGACAGCAACGUUGCAGUACAGUCCCAUGGAGCACCAAACAGAAGCACUGAAGUUGCUACAGAAUGUGCGCCCUCACCAAACAGCGAUCAGUAGGCCCAGUAAACUUGGACUAGAAAAACAAGUGACAACCAUCCACGACUCGUCAGCAGCGGCCCGCACAAUAGCAGAAAAGGCGCGUGAAAGUGUCAUCCACGACUCGUCAGCAGCGGCCCGCACAAUAGCAGAAAAGGCGCGUGAAAGUGUCAUUACGCAGCUAAUCGAUAUUCUAACCCAAAUACUCACAGUCGAGGAAGAAAUCAGUCAUAGUUUGUUUCAGGAUAUGAGGACAUUUCUGCACCCUAAAGAAAGCAUAGAGCUGAGGAACAUCUGUGUGCGCAUGGCAAUGAGGGACUCUGACUGUCAGAAGGACCGGGACCUUAGAGAUCUGCAGGACUGUUUAAAAGCCAUGGUGGACAGUCUGGUGUCUUCUCUCAUCAAUGUGAACCAUCCCGUGGCCGUUCAGACAUCACGCACGCUUGAAGAGAUAUAUCUGAGCUUCCCUGAAAUCUGAAUAGCUAAUAUCUCACUUUACCUAAUCUCAGGGUUGAUAGCCUAUUGUUUACUUGAAUGUACUUUUUAAAUAAUUUAUUUUAUUUCAAAUUAUUGGAGGUGCAACUAUGUAGGCCUCCUUUGUAAAAAGGAAUGUCCGAAAAAAUGAUACUGGGGCAAAAAUGUGUGUUAUGCAAAGUGUUUUAUACAAAUCCUCCUUAAAGGCCUGAAGUUUCUGUCAGUUUGAAAAACCUACCAGUAAUUCCAGUUCCCAAAAGUUGUGUACUGUAUGUAGCUCCUUUCAGUAACCACGAGCACAACCGUUCCUUGAUUUCAACUGGCGGCUUUAUUCUGUAGUUUUAGUCAGAAUUAUCACCUUCCGUGAGAACUAUAAAGUAAAUGAAAAAUACAGUUAAGCACACUCUUACAACCUUAUCUUACGAGUGACUUAUUAGCUUGGUAUAACUCUGAAGUGCUUACAUACAUAACAGUUUAACCGGCGUUAUAACGGGUUCAGAUUAAACACACGAAUAAAGGAAAAAAUACCUCAUUAUCUGCUUAUUACAGAAGGGAGGAAAUCAAACUUCACACUUAUUAUUCCUGGCAUGAAUUCACACUUCAUCCUAACAUACACUCUUCAACCUUUAUGAACUACACCCGAUGACAUGAAAAC